GGAGGAGGAGGAGGAGGUGGAGGUGGAGGAGGAGGAGGUGUAGCAGCAGUCUUACAGUAUCCCCCCCCCCCCCAGGCCACUGUGCGUCACCCUGGUGUUCAGCACGCGGGGCCAGCGGUACCUGCGUGUGGGGCUCUCUGUGCCGCUGCAGGGCUCCCUGGCCGGCCUGCGGAGGAUGGUUGCUGACGAGGGACACAUCUCCCCCGACCAGGUCAUCCUGACAGAGAUCUACUCCACCGGGUUUCAGAGGUCGUUCUUCGACGAGGACGACCUGACCUGCGUUGCCGACAAUGAUGUCAUCUACGCCUUUCAGGCUCCGCCCCUUUACAUCAGAGCGGGAUCCGCAAGGAUCUCAGGGUACCACCACAGCCUGCCGUCCUCGCCCUUCUCCUCUGGUCCUGAAGGUCAAAGGUUACCCCCGUCGGGCACGCUGUCGUCUGAGUUCCUGAACCAAGGCGGCCCCGCCCGCAUCCUGCUGCUGGUCUGCAACGCCGCGCAGAACAUCAGGUUCGGGCCUCCCUUCCUGAUGCGUGAGGACCGCUCUAUCUCCUGGGACCAGCUGCAGCAGAGUGUCCUCAGUAAGCUGUAUUACCUGAUGAUCAACGGAGCGCAGGCUCAGAACGCCCGAGUGUUGUUCAACGUCCGCGUCGUGGGCGGGGCCUCUAGCUCGGGACCCUAUUGCUACCUGUCGCCGCAGGAUGGCCGGCCCCUCUACCACCCCGCCGUGGAGCGGGCUCUGAGGCAGUGCGGGUCGGGGGGCCACCCCCAUGUCAAGCUGAUCAUCGAGUGGGAGCCCCGAGUCAAAGACUGCCUGUUCGGGAACAUCCAGGAGGAGGUGGUGAAGGACGCGGAGAGCGUGCGCGGCCAGCAGCAGCAGCACGUCCAGCAGCUCAGCUGCUCUCUGGACGAGUGCUUCUCCCUCUACACCAAGGAGGAGCAGCUGGCCCCUGACGAUGCGUGGCGCUGCCCCCACUGCCGGCAGCUGCAGCAGGGCGUGGUCCAGAUGAGCCUGUGGACGCUGCCCGACAUCCUCAUCCUGCACCUCAAGCGCUUCCGGCAGGCGGCCGAGCGCCGGACCAAGCUCACCACGCUGGUGUCCUUCCCCUUGGCCGGCCUGGACAUGGCGCCCCACGUGGUCAAGAGGAGCCGCGGCCAAUCCGCUGCCAGCACGGCCCUGCCCGACCCCGCCCCCGCCAACUACCUCUACGACCUGUACGCCGUGUGCAACCACCAGGGUGGGCUGCAUGGCGGCCACUACACAGCGUUCUGCAGGAACUCGGUGGACGGCCAGUGGUACAGCUACGACGACAGCAGUGCCGAGCCCGCCCCCCACGGGGAUGUGGUGACUCGUGGCGCCUACAUCCUCUUCUACCAGCGCCGCAACACGGUGCCACGCUGGUCUGCCAGCUCCUCCACCUCAGGGUCCACCAGCUCCUCAGCGUCGGACCACUGGCUGGUGCGGCUCCGGGAGAGCAGCCAGAGAGACAGCCUGGGCUCGGCCGGGUCGCUGGGGGCCCCCCCGGGACCCCUGCCCCCCGCCGACUCCCCUGAGCUGCCGGUGUUCAGAGAGGAGUCCUCCAGACCAGCAGAGACCAGCCCCGCCCCGGAGCCGUCCACACCGCAGGGGUUCCGGGGGCCACGGGUCCGGUCCCUCAGUAUGAGGUCUCCCACCCGGACCCGGGAGGCCCUGAGCAAGGUCCUGCCGCUGCGCUGGUCCCUGGGGGCCCGGGAGCGCUCCAGACCCCCCCAGACCCCCGCCCAGACCCCCGUCCCGCUGGUGGAGUACCUGGAGUCCGGGCGUCGUCCGCGCUGCUCCAGGGAGCCCAUCGCCGCCCUGGUGGCCACGCCCCCUCUUGCCGUGAGGGGCGUGGCCUCCGAGGGGGGGUGGGGGGAGCCGGGCUGUGGCCCCGGUGGGGGGGCCGGAGGGGGAAGCCCCUCUCCCCGCAGACCGGAGGGGCAGAGCAGAGCGGGGGGGUCUGAGAGGACCCCCAAGAUCCCGGAGGAGCCGGGCUGGCCCCGCCCGCCCCGGGACCCGGGCCGGGCCGCGGACCCCCAGCUGAGAGGGGCCAUCCUGGGGGGCCACGUGAGCCACAGCGCCCCCCCGAGCCGGGACUCCACCCUGCGGCGGUCCAGAGCCCACAUGGGCCCCGCGGGGCCCCCCCUCCAGACCGGCCCCCCAGGGCCCCCCCUGCAGAGGGACCUGCUCCACGCCGCGCUUGACAGGAAGCAGCGGAGCCAGGAGAUCUUGCUGUCCCCCCUCAGACCCCCCUCCAUGCGGCGGGACGCCCCCCGUGGCGGCCCCCCCCCCACGGCGGUGGAGAGCCUGAUCCGGGCCAGCGGGCCCCCGGGCCGGGCCCCCGGCGGGCCCCUGACCCAGCUGUCGCUGUCCAACGGCACGCUAAGCGGCGGCGAAGAAGCCCGCGGCGGCACUCAGGCCCGCGGGAUGACCCAGACGCACCGUCACCACGGUGACAACCCCGCCGCUGACAUCACGCGCACCCUCAGCUCCAGCAGCCUCCCGGGGGGGCCAGACCAGAGCCUGCGGCGCUGCACCUCGCUGCAGCGGAGCGGGGAGCUCGGCCUCCACCCCCUCCAGCCCCUCCACCCCCUGCAGCACCACCCCCUCCAGCACCAGCCCCUCCACCCCCUGCAGCAUCACCCCCUGCAGCACCACCAGCACCUGCUCCGCCGCUUGGCGGAGAAGCCAGGCUGCGAGCCCCUCCCGAGGACCCAGUACAGCACCACCUCCCUGGGCCGGCAGGGCCCCGGCCUGGGGGUCCGGUUCUGAGCCCCCCCUGGUCCUGUUGGGGGCCCGGCUCUGCUCUCCACCUCAGAGCUCCAGUGGAGCGGGAAGGCUCCAGGCUCCAUGUCCCAGGUCAAGGUUUCGAAGGUUCUGAACCUGGAAUGUCGGACCCCCACUGGGACCUCUUUCUCAGGGGACCGGUUUGGGGGUGCGGUCCAGAAUCACAGGUCCUGUGAACUAGAGUUGGCCAGAGGUUUUCUAACAAGACGUUUUGAGCAAGGACACGUUCACUAGCGUCUCCUGGUGGAAUGAAUAUUCACUAACACCUUUCUAUGUGUGUCAUAGUCACAGCCUAAUGUUUAUGGAUGACUUUAAUGUCUGGUUGGCUUGGAUUUAAGUAGGGGUAAAUAUGGUUGAAGAGAGAUCAGAGAGUGUCCAAAGUGCCUUUGAGCAGGAGAAUUAAGAGGGGUGCUCUCCUUCCUCCUUUUCAAGCUGCCAAUCAUGUUCCCAGACAUAAAGAGCCCAGCCAAGGGCUCUGACCACUUUCUCCUCGUUUCCUUGAGGAUCAAGUAAUACAAGACCACCAAUGGAGGGAGGCAGUGACGGAGAGAGACGGGUAGAGAGACACACGCACAUGCACACGCAUACACACGCACACAGAUGCACACGCAUAUGCAGACGCAGACAAAGUCACAGCAUCAUUUAUCUUUCAAGCACAUCUGAUGUUUUCCCUGCUGAUGUCGACAUUGAUCAGAAAGUCUUAUUGAGUCAAAAUACCUCAGCCCCCUGACUGGCUGGGGGCAGGGACUUCUUCAGACAUGAAAGUGCUGCUUUCAGAGAGCAGAACCGGGAUGAAUUAGUCAUUCCCCUCCGACGGCCCUAAACCAGUCACCACAGGGGCGGCUGAUUGGCUGAGUGCCACUGGGGAGGACGAGAGGGUGCUGAAUGAGGUGGAAAUGAAGGAUGAAUGUAUUGUUCUGCCCGUGCUAUCUGGGGGGGCAUCAGGGCAGGCAGGCAGGACGCUGUCAGCUCAUUACCCUGCGGCCCACCUGUCUCACUAUUGGACUCUUUUCUGCACUAGAAUGGUGUCUGAAGAUUUGAGUUUUUCUGUUCUCAUUUAUCCGUUACUUUGUAUUGUUGCAAGUGCCUCUCAGACAACCCAUAAUGAUAACUUUUGCCAUCAGUCCUCGGCCAGACCACCUGAGCCCAUCGCCUAGACAUCCUGAUCCCCCAGACCACCUGACCCAGACCACCUAACCCAGACCCCCGGAACCAGACCUGACCCACCAGACCCACACCUGAACCCCCAGAAACAUGAAACAUCAGGAUGUCCACUCUUUUCAUUUACCGAAAUAAUCAUUCUUGAAUUUUUGUCGGAACCAGGCAGUAUAUAACAAAUUACUUUUCAAAAAAUAUGUUCAAAAAUACUGGUAAAGCUAGAAAGGAAAUAUUUUAAAGAGCAGUUCUUUAUCUCAAAUAAAAUAACUUCAAAUUGGUUUGAAAAUAGCCAUGACAAAGCACACUCUUUUUUUAACAGUUCCGUUGGAAGAGAGGGUUUGAAAAUGAAGGCUAUUUUCCCAUCAGUGCUUUCCCUCUCCCCUGUCUCCUCAUUAUGUGUUGAUUUUCAUGCGUUGUGGCAGGAACCAGAGCAAUAACAGCUGCUCGGCCGCACUGAGCUGCCUGCUCAGGACAGGCUGCACGUCGCUAGGAAUGGAAGACCAGGCUGUCAAACAGAUCACAACCCUGCUCACAAUGUGUUUCCAUUAAUGUUAGAUACUGUUCAUAUGGAGUCUAGCUCAAAAUAAUGGGCAGGCUUGGAGAGUCUGCACGAUACAGUAAGGUGGGGUGCGAUGCCCACUCUCUGAGACAGCCCGUCAGGAGCAGGUAGUAGCUCAGUGAGUCAGACAAGCAGCCCUUGACUUCAACGCUAUAAAUCAAUAUAAAUAAAUACAUCAUUUGAAUAUCUACAGGGGGUUGGAACAGUUACCUGUGCUUCCAUUAGGCUUCGUUGUGCUUUUAGAAAAGCUGCACAUGUGUUUGUAUUUCCCUGAAUGAGUGCAGGGGUUCCCAACCUUGGUGCCGUGGUCGAACUUGGCCUAAUUCGAUGAUCCACUUUAGCAAACAUUUAUUAGUAUUUUUACUGUAUAUAUAAACACAUGGCUUCAUAGCCUGGAGGAAACUACUGCUAACCCCUAAGUGUGUAGCAGAGUGGUGCCAUCACAGCUCCCCCAGGUCCCUGGGGAGGGUAACUAUUCUAUUCCGUCCAUGGCCACGGUGAGCUUCUAUUCCCUAGUUCUACGGUAAAGUUAAGUAUGGAUAUGGUCUGCAGCAGGCCUGAAUAGAGAGAGGUUUUUUUUAUUAAUCAUCAUAUUAUUAUUUCACCGGCCCUUUGGCCUUCUCUUGGCCCUUGACGUAUUGACAAUGCAGGCAUAUUGUGAGGGGAAAACGACUUGUUUGUGCAAAAGUUGUUAAUUUUUGAAGGUUUUAUCCUUUCAUGUGGAGUGAGUAAGACAGGAAGGUAUGGGAGAGAGAGGGGAGGAUAUGCAGCAAAAGACCAAGGACAGGAAUCAAACCCGGGUUGCUGCGGUCAGGACUGGGCCUUAAUGGUACGCGCUCUACCCAUUGAACCACCAGGGCACCCCCAAAAGGUAAAGUUGAGGUUGUUACUUUUAGAGCUCGAGAUGAAAUCCAGGGCCAGACAGGGAUGUCUACGUCAUGUGAUGGAGAGUAGGUCUACGUCAUGUGAUGGAGAAUAGGUCUACGUCAUGUGAUGGAGGAACAGGUCUACGUCAUGUGAUUGAGGAAUAGGUCUACGUCAAGUGAUUGAGGAACAGGUUUACGUCAUGUGAUUGAGGAUUAGGUCUACGUCAUGUGAUGGAGAAUAGGUCUACGUCAUGUGAUGGAGAAUAGAUCCAUGUCAUGUGAUGGAGGAACAGGUCUAUGUCAUGUGAUGGAGGAACAGGUCUACGUCAUGUGAUGGAGAACAGGUCUACGUCAUGUGAUGGAGAACAGGUCUACGUCAUGUGAUUGAGGAAUAGGUCCACGUUAUGUGAUGGAGGAAUAGGUCUACGUCAUGUGAUGGAGAAUAGGUCUACGUCAAGUGAUGGAGAAUAGGUCUAUGUCAUGUGAUGGAGAAUAGAUCCACGUCAUGUGAUGGAGGAAUAGGUGUACGUCAUGUGAUGGAGAAUUGGUCUACGUCAUGUGAUGGAGAAUAGGUCUAUGUCAUGUGAUGGAGAAUAGAUCCACGUCAUGUGAUGGAGGAACAGGUCUACGUCAUGUGAUGGAGGAACAGGUCUACGUCAUGUGAUGGAGGAACAGGUCUACGUCAUGUGAUGGAGGAACAGGUCUACUUCAUGUGAUGGAGUAAUAGGUCUACGUCAUGUGAUGGAGGAACAGGUCUACGUCAUGUGAUGGAGGAACAGGUCUACGUCAUGUGAUGGAGGAACAGGUCUACGUCAUGUGAUGGAGGAACAGGUCUACUUCAUGUGAUGGAGGAAUAGGUCUACGUCAUGUGAUGGAGGAAUAGGUCCUUGUCAUGUGAUGGAGGAAUAGGUGUACGUCAUGUGAUGGAGAAUUGGUCUACGUCAUGUGAUGGAGAAUAGGUCUAUGUCAUGUGAUGGAGAAUAGAUCCACGUCAUGUGAUGGAGGAACAGGUCUACGUCAUGUGAUGGAGAAUAGGUCUAUGUCAUGUGAUGGAGAAUAGAUCUACAUCAUGUGAUGGAGGAACAGGUCUACUUCAUGUGAUGGAGGAAUAGGUCUACGUCAUGUGAUGGAGGAACAGGUCUACGUCAUGUGAUGGAGGAACAGGUCUACGUCAUGUGAUGGAGGAACAGGUCUACUUCAUGUGAUGGAGGAAUAGGUCUACGUCAUGUGAUGGAGGAAUAGGUCCUUGUCAUGUGAUGGAGGAAUAGGUCCUCGUCAUGGGUCUUUCGGAGUAUCUGUGCCAUGUCUCACUUUGUUAUUGUUGCAUUUUUAAAUGAAUUUAGUUUCUUUCAGAAUAUCACAACUAAUCCUGCUCAGUUGAACCCCUCAUAGGGGCCGGAUAUACCAGGAUGUGAAAAGACAGGUCAAAUGAAGAGAUGUGUUUUGACUAUUUAUUGAUAUGCAAAUAUAAUGAAAAUCCCCGACCAUCCCACACACCAGUUUGUGUGUUUGUGCGUUCACGUGUCACCAGAGCACACAAACACAGCUCCGUACAGAGACAAACACACAACGCUCUCUCACACACGCUGUAGCGUUGCCUUCAUUCAGCACGGAGAGACACUGACACUCAGAGUAGUGAGGGACGGGGGGGAAUGGAAGCAGGGGGCUGGCCUCAGGGCAUCAGGGGGCUGGCCUCAGGGCCUCAGGGGGCUGGCAUCAGGGGGCUGGCCUCAGGGCCUCAGGGGGCUGGCCUCAGGGGGCUGGCCCCAGGGGCCUGGCCUCAGGGGGCUGGCCUCAGGGGGCUGGCCUCAGGGGCCUGGCCUCAGGGCCUCAGGGGGCUGGCCUCAGGGGUCCUACCUCCAGGCCUCAGGGGGCUGGCCUCAGGGGGCUGGCCACGGGGCCUCAGGGGCUGGCAUUAGGGCCUCAUGGGCCUUAGGGGGCUGGCCUCAGGGCCUCCGGGCCGGUGAAUGGAGGCAGGGGGAGCUGGCCUUGGGGCGGCAGUCCAAACGAUCCCUCCCUUAGUGGCCCUCCAACACCUCAUAAUCACUCAUAACGCCUCUGGUAGCGAGCCUCUGACAGCCUCCGCCGGCCUCCGUCAACCUUUUUUUUUUCUACCUUGAAGUACAUGUCCGACCUGGUAUGAAUGAUGACAUCGCCUGAUGAUGGAGCUUAUGGGGAAGAUGAGUUCGGACUGAAUGUAGGUGAUGAUAAUAAGGGUUAUUCAUAGAGCUAGCUCUGUGAUGGCAGAUGGACUGGUUUAAAAUGCUAAUUAAACAAAAGGAACUUCUCACACAACCUCUCUCACAGCUUCAUUUACUUCAACCCUCUUCUUGUCCUCUUUUUCCAUCAAGUUUGUUUUGUCAGGACUCACAGAUGUAUUGGAUUCAAUUCAGUGCAUGAAACAGGGACACACUUUAGUUUGUCAGUUCACUCUCCCCUGGGGCUCCUGCUAUAAAGUUAAACCCCCCAUCGUAACCCCCCAUAGGGUACAUCUGAUCCCUCCCCCCAUCGUACAGGUAACCUACGAUACAGAGACGAUUCAGAGGCGGUGGUGGCGGCUGGUGGGUGAAGUUCUGCUCUGAACACCUCAGAUUGAGUGUUUGAGAGAGAAAACUCUUAAACUGACCUAUCAGUGUACCUGCGUCUGAAAAAAUAUUUUAUAUAAUUUAAAAUACAUAUCAUAAAAAAGUACACGGCCACAAGACAUUGAAAACGUCCGUAGUGUCUUGUGGCCGUGCCUUAGGGGGCAGGACCUGCAGGUGAAGUGUAGAAAGAUGGACGCCCCAUACAGAGAGAGGUCGAGCCAUGGAAACAGGUGUGACACAGGCUGGCAGAAUGCAGGUUAGCUGCAGAAUAUAAAUGCAUUGAGUGUUAAAGAUGAACUGAACUGAAAUUUGAAGUUUAGUUGAUGUAACAGAUGUAUACAAUAACUAAAAAUGGCUGAACUUGGUAAAAGGGAUACAAUUGUACGGUGAAAGUGUUGUUUAUGUUAAGGGAUGCCGCCAUGUUGGAUUUCAACAAUCAGCUACGUCACUGGCAUGGUAACCUACUCCUACUCUGUGGCUCUAGCAGCCAUAGCAGGUAAUGAGUCAGACUCUGAGGCUCGCUGAAAUGGCUACGGAAAAGCAAACAACCAGGUCUAAAGGAGGAUCAUACUGCAUUGCCCCUGGCUGCAGUAAUGAAUUAUAUAGGGCCAAGGCAGCUUGGGUAAUCAUACAUUUCCACAGGCUACCUUUGAAUAGGACACCAGGGCUGUUUCCCAAAGUGAAGGCUGCAGCCUUGCUAGGACGCGUCCUUGCUAGUCGCGUCCUAUGGAGAUGAGACUAGAGUGCUAGCUCGAGUGCUUCCUAGCGUUUGCAACGUUCAGACUUUGGAACGACUUGGUAGUGUGGAAGCGCUUCCGCUUCCGCUUUUUAAUACUACGUGUCUGCUUGUAAACACAUAUGAAUAGAACAUGGCAGCAAUCAAGCUGAUCGAUAUUUACUUGACUUUUGUCUGUUAUGAAUGCGGUCAUGUCUCCUUCGCAUGGAGCCUCUUUGGGGAAGUCACAAAAGCUUUGUUGCGGUUGAUAGAAUCGUCUUUAUUCAAAGGAAAAUCCAUUCAAUUUUUAUAAAACUAAGUGAAAUUGUCUGAGAACUUAAUUCAUGCAUCACAUUUACAGUACGGUUGAUUACGAUUAUGCAGGGGGGAAAAGACAAAGAAAGAGAUGAAAAACAUGUAUUUAUUUGGAAAUAUUAUUUAACUGAUUCAUUCAUUCAUAUAUGCCUACAAUCUACCAGUGGUUUGAACACAUAAUUAUAUCAUAUAAAAUACAAUUAUAUACGUUCAUUAAAAAUUACAAACAUUGCAAAUGAUCGGUUGUGCAUUAAUUUUACAACAUUGGAUAGUGGCACUAUCCCUUCCACCGGUAAACAAAUGUUUGCGCGCCACCCGGCGCACAAAAGCCUCCGUUUGCUGGGCUGACCCUUAAAAAAAACGAUUCAACACAAACAUAAAUAGGUAUACAUUAAUAAUGUAAUCUUGUGAGCGAGUAAUCGUAUCAUUAAGUUGCAAAAACGUUUGAAAAGUGGCACAGGUCUUUAGGCUUGAUUAUUUGCAUUAACAUGAUGAAUCUAUAAAAAGCAAUACGGCACAAAAUAUUUCUGAAAACUAAUAUAACUUCACUUCAUCUGCCAUUUUCAAGAACCCGCCCAGUGAACGCAGAGGAUUGUGGGUAGUUUUGGCUCGUCUAGGAUGCAGCGAUGCAUCCUUGAAAAAUCUCGGAAUUCUCAAAAACAAAGGACGCAAAAAUGGCGCGGCUUUCGAGUGUCCUCAACAUUGGAACAGUGCUUGUCGGCGUUCUAUGACGUAGCGUCCUUAAAAGGGCGGCCGUUGAGCAUGCUUCCUUGACAUUGGGAAACAGCCCAGCCCUUAAUACUUGGCUGGCAGCCUUAAAACUGGCUAACCCUCCGAUAGCCCCUGUCAUGUCAAUCUCCACAAGCUAGCACUCCGACCAUAAAGUGUAUAAACUAUUACUCAGACGAUAUCACAGAUCUAUAUUUCCAAGCUGCUAAUUAAACCACGGCGGGUCUGUGAACAGAAGUUCCACAUAUGUCCCUUUCUACUCACCCUGAUGUUCGCCGACUAGCCGAUUGUUGAUGCAGAGGGAGUUAAACUCGGAAGAAGUAGUUUCAGAGUAAGAUCUAUCUGUGCAAUAUCCAUCUGUGCAAUAUCCAUCAACAUCCACCAGAAAGUAAACCUCCAACAUCCACCUAAACUAAACGUGACACUCGUGAUUCCGCCUCGCAUUUAUGCGCAUCCGCGGUUGUAUCUCCCAAAGUACAUCUAACAUGUCUUUCAGUCCCUGUCCACACAGAGCCGAUUUUUUGGUGAAACCAUGUUUUUAUUAACCAUGUUAUUAGGAAGAUAAUAAACCAUGUUCUUUAAUAGUUCCAUGGUCCCAGGGUGGUUUUAAAUAAAACCGGACCUAUGUGGUUUCGUGUUAGGAUUAAUGUGGAAGCCUGAAGCGACGUUAGAGUUGCGUUGAAAGCUACAGGUUUUUUUUUGCAUUAUUUUUGUAGCUUUAAAUACUUUAAAUACUUGGUCAAUUUAAUUACUGUACAUUAAAAAGUAUUUCUACUCAAUCUAAAAAACAACUGCUAUCUCCUCCUUCACUUGAAUGUUUGUAUACAGCGCGCAGGCUGGAUGCGCGCAGGCUUGAUUCGCUCCACUUUUUUGUGGAGAACCAGCGCCUUGAAUUGAGUUACUACAGUGUUUGUACAGCUCGAUGCGUUUUCACAAUGAGUCCGUCUUUACGGAGAUAUUCCUGAAACGCAUCAAAGGAAAACGGAGGGGGAAAGAUCGUUUUUUCCUUGUUACUUGUGGUUGCUAUUUAUGGGGCGCUCCAGCGUGUGCACUCACACUAGUCCAUCUGGCCGUGGCUGUGGCCGU
Molecule: messenger RNA, 10816 nt
Organism: Gadus macrocephalus (Pacific cod)
Lineage: Eukaryota; Metazoa; Chordata; Actinopteri; Gadiformes; Gadidae
Product: ubiquitin carboxyl-terminal hydrolase 43-like
Exons: 11
Coding region: 176-2788 (870 amino acids)
Biological process (GO): protein deubiquitination
Molecular function (GO): cysteine-type deubiquitinase activity
Source: RefSeq, a predicted model, not a curated record